ACUUCCGGUCAAAAUGGCAUUCACUUUUGCUGCAUUCUGCUAUAUUUUAGCACUCAUUCUUACUGCUUUCCUGAUCUUCUUCGCCAUUUAUCAUAUCAUUGCCUUUGAUGAAUUAAAAACAGACUAUAAGAAUCCAAUUGACCAGUGUAACAGUUUAAAUCCACUUGUAUUACCUGAAUAUGGCAUCCAUUGCUUGUUCUGCGUUCUGUUUCUACUAUCUGGACAAUUCUUGAGUUUGUUCCUCAACUUACCACUUCUUGGGUAUCACAUCAAUAGGUAUUUGCAUCGCCCAGUGAUGACUGGUCCAGGUUUAUAUGACCCCACUUCUAUCAUGAAUGCUGAUCAGCUGAGUAAGGCAAUGAGGGAAGGAUGGUGCAAACUAGCAUUUUAUUUGUUGUCAUUUUUCUAUUAUUUGUACAGUAUGAUCUAUGUGCUUGUAUCUGCUUCAUCGUAAGGAGUUGAAGAGGCUAGGGUAUAGGAAAAAAUUAGGAAAAUCCCUUCACGAGUGUUAAAGAAGUUUACCUAUAAUGGUCAACAUGUUCAUGUAUGAAUGGCCUUAUGUGCUUGGGAAUAGCAAUUGUAAAAUCUCAUCUAACAUUUUAAGGGCUGCAUUGUAUUUCAAAGUGGAAAGCGAGAUAUUUAUUUGGAGUUCCUUUUGCUUAGUAGGCUGGGUUGACAUAGAGUUGUCACUUGUUAGAUGUGUUGUUUCUCAUGUAUCAAGCCAUUUCUGGGCAACAUUGAGUCACGUUGUCACUUUUCAACCUAAUCGUCCUCCGUCAUGCUAUCUGGCUGAAGUCAGUUGAAACAAACAUGCCCAUGACUAGUGAUAUGUAAACAAGUGACAGGUGACAAGUAACAACAUGACACCUAUGUUAGCCAAGACUUUUUGAUAUUCAUGUUGGGUUUGAUCCAUUAGUUUUGAUCUUAUCGUUUUAUACCUGACGAAUACAAUAUCAAUAAAACGUCCCACCUGAAGUAGUUUUAGACAUGAAGUAAAUAUGAUGAAUUGUACAUGUAAGUUAUUGUUCUACCUGUUGUGAGUCCUUGAUUCAUGAGGGUUGGUCUUUACCACAUUGGUAUAAAAGAACACUUUCCUUGGUCUGUCGGUGUACUCACGAAGAAUUAAAAUGGAGCAUUGUGUGAAGAUUUUUUGUUACCUUUGCUUAAGAAGCUACUUAUCAUGUUGUAUAAUACUACUUAGUUGGGUAGAAUCUUCACAAUUUGGCAUUCAAAAGAUUCAAAUGCCAUUGUGCCAACAUGUAGGGUUAAUAUUCAAAGUAAAGGAGACAUCAGGCCUUUGUGAGAUUAGUUUUUGUAACUGGAGAUAAAUUGAAAAUUUUUUUGACAUGAAGGGUAGGGUAUCCAAUAGUUGGAUAAAAACAAGCGCCGUACAGAAUGAGUUUAUUUCUUUUUUAUGAUCCAUAUUCAUGUAUGAAAGCAAGAAUAAACUUGGUUCUUGUUUAUUCUUGUAUGAGUAUUAAUUGCUUAAAAAAUUAUCUGUCAUCACAUUCAUGUGCUGUAUCUUGAAUGUGUAAGUGGGCCCGGGGAUGAAGUUAAAAAACAACAACCUUGCAUUAGGUUUAAUAGAAAAAUAUAAGCUUGUAAUAGCUUUAGUAGACAACACUUUCUAUUAGCUCUCUGUGUUUGGUUAGACAACCAAUACCUCCAGGUCACAGGCUUGUUAUGUUCACUGAGAUAUCAACUUGUACAUUACAGCUUAUUUUCCCAUCAAAGCCAAAGAACAAAUGCUUUGAUUCUUUACUUCGAUUCGUCAAUAUGACAUUAGUGUAGACGUAUGACAUUUCAAUUUGACAUUGCCAAGCAUAUCUGUGCUUUGAAUGUACAUGUAUUGUUACAGUAACAUCCAAACUGCACAGAUAUGAUAUGAGCAUGCUCAGUAGUCAUAUUGCAUGUAGUUCAAAGCACUCGUCUUUGUCAUGUUUGUGUCACAUUAAAUAUCUUUCAAGAAAUUAUUGUUACUUAAUAAAUUAAU
This is a messenger RNA of Lineus longissimus, 1993 nucleotides long. Its product is annotated as protein cornichon homolog 1-like. Bases 14 to 454 code for a protein of 146 amino acids. The record is from RefSeq and is a predicted model, not a curated record. The transcript has 5 exons. Gene Ontology annotation, biological process: endoplasmic reticulum to Golgi vesicle-mediated transport. Gene Ontology annotation, cellular component: endoplasmic reticulum membrane; COPII-coated ER to Golgi transport vesicle. NCBI's taxonomy places the organism in Eukaryota, Metazoa, Nemertea, Pilidiophora, Heteronemertea, Lineidae.